AUGUCAUCAACUUCAAUUCCUUUCAAAUUUGAUCCAUUAACGGUUAAAAGACGAGCUGCUCUUGGAUAUCUGCCAAAUGUUAAAGAUCCAGAGCUUCAGUUGCAAAUGAAAUUUUCUCAACUAAAAUCUUCACGUUCAUUUGUAUUUAAAAACAAUGACUACGAAGUAAUGCAUGAUAGUAAUAGCAUUGGAUAUAGUAUGGUUCGAACUACUCGUGCUUUAUCAAAACCAGGAAAAUAUUAUUGGGAAAUUGUAUACAAUGGCUCCGAAAGUAAUCAAGGUCAUUGCAGAAUUGGUAUUUCUACUAUUAAUGCUCCAAUCGAAGGUCCUGUCGGAUUCACAGAGGAUGGUUAUGCACUACGUGAUGCAGGCGAUGCAUUUCAUAAGGCCAUAAAAUACCCAGGACCAUCGUUUAAUGUUAAUGAUACAGUUGGUUUUGGAUUAGAAAUAACAGAAAAAGAUUGCAAAUUUUAUUGUUGGAUUAAUGGAGCUAAUCAAACUCUCCUCUUCGAUAAUAUCCCGAUUAAAACGUAUUACCCAUCAGUAUCAACAUAUAGAGAUGCUGUUGUUUCCGGAAGAUUCGAAAAACAAAGUUUCAAAUUUUAUCCAGAUGACUCAUGGACUCCUGCAAAUGAUCAUCCUUUCAUAGAGUCUAAAUCAAGGUAUGAAGCUGAUGAACUUUUAAAUAUUAUGUCUUCUGGAGAUAUUAAGCUUUUAAACGAAGAAUUGGUUUCUAUUAUUAACCAAGCUCUUGCACCACCAGAAGAUAUACCAGCUUAA
This is a messenger RNA of Trichomonas vaginalis G3, 780 nucleotides long. Its product is annotated as euchromatin binding. Gene Ontology annotation, molecular function: transcription cis-regulatory region binding; protein binding. The record is from RefSeq and is a predicted model, not a curated record. The transcript has a single exon. Gene Ontology annotation, cellular component: Set1C/COMPASS complex. The coding region runs from base 1 to 780 and encodes 259 amino acids. NCBI's taxonomy places the organism in Eukaryota, Parabasalia, Trichomonadida, Trichomonadidae.